Messenger RNA from Botrytis sinoallii, 1557 nucleotides. RefSeq lists its product as uncharacterized. The transcript is spliced from 2 exons. Bases 1 to 876 code for a protein of 291 amino acids. Lineage: Eukaryota; Fungi; Ascomycota; Leotiomycetes; Helotiales; Sclerotiniaceae. Gene Ontology annotation, biological process: regulation of G protein-coupled receptor signaling pathway. The record is from RefSeq and is a predicted model, not a curated record.
AUGGCUGGCAAAACGGCGGCGCAAGAAGAAUUUGACAAUAUCAUUGCAAAAGCUUCUGCAAACGAAAAUCACGAACAUCCGGACGACGAAAAGGAUUAUAGCUUUGAUAGGAACAGUGACGUGGACGAAGAAGAGGAACAUCACAAUCGCAACAUAGAAGAUACAAUGAAGAUGCCUUUUUUUGACAGAUCGAAUUCGGGAGGAUUGGGGGGGCUCAGUGAACCAUUGAGGUUGCCGCAUAGAGAUUUUGAUAGUGGGAGGACGACGGGGGUUAAGGGGGUGAUUGCUGAUGCGAGGAGUUAUGAAGAGGCGAGGAAGACGGGGGGUUGGAGAAAUAAGCUGAGGGGAAAUACAAUCACAAAGGAGGACAAGAGGGCAACCUUCACCAAGGAUGGUUCGGGGAGUGAGGCGGGGCUGAGUGACGAUGAAGAGUUCUUGGAGAGGUGGAGACAACAAAGACGAGUAGAGAUGCAGAGUGAAGGGAAAGAUAUUAGAAAUAGGAGGACGAGUCCUAGUGUGCGUCGUUAUGGAAGAUUUGAUGAGGUAGAUGCGCUUGGGUAUCUCGACGCCAUUGAAAAGGUCGGAAGAGAAACCGUCGUUGUCGUUUUCGUUAUGAUCCUGAGGUUUUGUGACGUCUCUCAAGUCAUCAACUCAGCACUUCUCCCCCUUGUUGCCGCAAACCCAACAGUCCACUUCGUACGCGUCCAUUACGAAGACAUAGAAUUCGAUAAUGCAGGUGUACCGGCUAUACUGGCUUACAAAAAUCAAGGAGAUCUUUUUGCGAAUUUGACAUAUAUCAUUGAUCAGAUUCCGGAUGAUACGAUUUUCGAUACGAAAGCUUUAAAGGAUGUUUUGAUUAGACAUCAAGUUCUUUAAAUGAUUGGUUUCUGUUUCCAUUCUGAGAAAGAUGAUUUGAGGAUACUUCCUUUCUUGUACCUAUUUAUGGUGCCGAGAGGGAUUAUCUUUUGUUGUAUUAGCAUCACUAGCAUACAUGACAUCGAUUGUCACAUCGCAUCAUUGCAUUGCAAAAAGACAUUCUUACAUUCUAUACACUAUAUAUAGACGGACGUCGCGGGAUUGAUUCAAGAGGGUCAAAUGACCUCGCUCUGAGAGCAGAGAAGAGAUGAAUACCUACACUGUAUGAAUAGGACGAGAACUCGGGUUAGGGAAUCGGAUGGAUGGCGUUUGGAUGAAAUGAAGGAGUUACCUUACUCCUUCCUUUGUGUAUUUGCUUUUAUCUUUUGGAAUAUUGGGUUGAGCAUGGGGUUUAGAGGUCUGGUUGAUGGCUUUGGCGUAGUCACAAUUCAUGGAGCUUGCUAAGCUUGAGCUUGUCAGCUUGAACUCUUUUCUAAUUUUUUUUCUCUUCAAAUAUACCUAGAAAUGGUAUGAUUGAUACUUCAUGUUAUAUUUGUAGUUGUAUUUACAUUUAUGGUGGAAUAUAUAUCUUUAUAAAUUCUAUCUAUUUUAUUUACCUUUAUCUUUACCUCUAUCUCUGUCCCAUAUAUAUUUCAGCUUACACUGUCUGUACACAUAUUAUAUGUAUUACUAGGACUCUAC